Messenger RNA from Teleopsis dalmanni, 2914 nucleotides. Its product is annotated as CLK4-associating serine/arginine rich protein. The record is from RefSeq and is a predicted model, not a curated record. NCBI's taxonomy places the organism in Eukaryota, Metazoa, Arthropoda, Insecta, Diptera, Diopsidae. Bases 184 to 2877 code for a protein of 897 amino acids. The transcript is spliced from 7 exons.
CUUCAAUUUUCCCUUUGACGUUUCAUGCCGCCGCAAACUGUUGGUUUUGUUAAACCAGCGUGAUUUAAAAUAGUUUAUAACUAAUGACUAUUUAAAUAAUUUUUUGAAUAAAUAAGAUAUGAAAUAAUAAAAUAGCUUCGAUUCAUAAUUUACAUGAAAAACUUUAUUUAUUUGUAAAUAAAAAUGUGGCAUGAAGCGCGUAAGCAAGAGCGGCGCAUUAAGACAAUGAUUGUCGACUAUAGAAAACGAGCAGAACGCCGACAGGACUUCUAUGAAAAAAUUCAAGCAGAUCCAACUCAAUUUCUUCAAAUACAUGGACGCAGGUGCAAGAUACAUUUGGACCAAUCUGUAGCAAUGGCUGGUGAUAGUGCAGCUAUAAUGAUGCCAUGGCAAGGCCAGCAGGAUAAUAUGAUUGACCGUUUUGACGCACGGUCCCAUUUGGAUUAUAUAUAUCCGAUAUCGAAAAAUACGGAAUCAGAUUUAUUAGAGAUUGCUUUAGAAGAGAGACAAUGUAAUUAUGAACGAUAUCGUAUUUUAGCCCAAAAUGAUUUUCUUUGCGUUCCCGAAGAAAAAUUUUUACAUCAACUACACUUAGAGGAACAAUAUGGGGUUAAUGCACAAUUAGAGGCAGAGCGAAAUCAGAGUAAAAAAAAGCAAUCGAAAUCUGGUGCAACAAUUGGAUACACUUAUGAGACUGUUGAUCACACUUCAGGUGGACCACAGCCAUUUAGUCAUUUAAUGCAAAACACUAUGCACAAUAUACAAUCGCAGAUUCAGGAUAAAGAGUCUGAUUCUGACUCCGACUCCUAUAUAGAUGAUAUGGACGUUUCAAUAGAUGUUACAAAGUUAGAUACAAGUCAAGCACACGAACUUAAUGCUUUUGGACGAAAUUAUGGCAUGAUAAGCAAUGAUUUUUAUUCUUAUUUAACCAAAGAUGCAGACGAAGCGGAGGCUUUACGUUUAGCACGAGAAGAAGAGCAAGAAAAAAUUUUAUUAAGUGGUAGAAAAUCUAGAAGAGAAAGACGUGCUCAAAAAGAGCGUCGUAUUGCAUGUCGUCCUUUUAGUCCUCCUAGCUAUGCCGCUAAAGAAGAUGCUACAAAAAAGGACAAAGACGAUGACAGUGAUUCCCGUUCACCAUCACCAACAGAUGCCAGUACUGAAAAAAUUACGUAUAUAACAUCAUUUGGAGCUGAAGAUGAACUGCAGCCUCAUUCUAAAAUAUCUAUUAGCAUUGGUAAAGGUGGUGUUGGAAUAAGUGAGUCAUAUACGAGUUCCAGUGUUACUUCAGCGCAGGCAACGUAUGCACAAAAAGUUAAGGAAAAUUUAGAGAAAUUAAGAGUUGUAAAUGAGUUACCAGUUCGUAAACGACAAUAUUCUCCUCAUAGAUAUGAAAGGCGUAAACGGCGGUCCAGAUCUAGGUCAUAUGAUCGUUAUAAACGUGGACGUUCAAGAUCGGGGUCAAGAGAAAGAUCACGACGAAGUCGUCGCUCACCUUCCGUAGCGUCUAGAAGUUCAGUUAGUUCUAAUGAAUAUAACAGUAAAAAACGACACGGCAGUCGUCGUAGAAGAUCAUAUACAUCAAGGAGCUUAACACCGAAAUCUCAUCGAGGGGAUAUACAAAUAAAAGAUACUAAAACAACUGUUACACAUGAAAAAUGUUCCGCAUCAGUUCUUGUUCCUAAAGUAACAGAAGUAAUAACAUCCGCGGCCAUAAGUUAUCCGCAGUCGACAUAUGCAACAAGCGCCAUAGCUAAUUCUAUCCUUGCUUCAUCUGUGCCAAACCUGAAAAAAGCUGUUGGGAUAGAGCCAGACAUCGUAGUGCCGCCGCCUCCACCACUUAAGCGGUACUAUGGCCGCAAACGUGAGAACACAUCAUCUUCGGAAAGUGAAUCGGAUAAUACAGAAAAAACUUUGAAACUCCAACAAUGUGAUGAAGAGAUCGACACUGAUGAUCGCAUAGACGUUGACACUACCUCCGAGCUGUCUAAUCCCUUGCCGUCGACUUCAUAUUCUUCUGGUAAACAAACAGGCAAAUAUACAACUGCUCAGGCGAAAAAUCCAAGUUUAUCUAAUGCUUCAGAAACCAAAGGUUCUGCAAGCAGCCGUUUAAAUUUACGAGAACGUUUGAAACGGAAAAUGCAAAACUUAUUGAACAAACAAUAUAAAGCUGACAAAAGGGCCGAAAUAGAGAAAACAGAACGUGAGCGACAACUACAACAAGAACGAGAGGAUGAGAUGCGCGAACUUGCAUUAAAAUUAAGGAGAAGACAACGGGAACUACGUCACAGAUACGGGACACCUUCUACGGAUAAAGGGUCGGACAGCGAACAUUCAGAACAUGAAAAUACAACAAAAAUAAAAAAAACCCGGUCUCGUAGUAAAGAACAAUCAACAACUCGUGACUUACGAUGUAGAGUAAGCUCUCGGAGCAAGGAAAAAGAAACCCAUAAUAAACGUCAACGUGAUAGCAGCAGGGAUCGAAAACGAAUGCGUUCUCGUAGUGAUAGUCGUUCUUAUAGUCAUGCUUCAAAGCGUCGAACACGUUCACGCUCACGUAGUAGGCGUAGUCCGUUACGGAGAGGCCAACGCAGCCCAUUGCAAAGGCAUGGCGAUAGAUAUCGGCAUCAAUACGAACGUUCUAGACGAUCAAAAACUCCUGAACACCGAGGAUACAGAGAUCGGUUAGACAGAUAUUCGGAACGUAAUAGGCAUUAUGGUCGUGAAAGUGAACGACAUAAGGAAAGAUUGAGGGAGAGAACUCAAGAAAGUGUUGUUUCACAAAAAGACUUGAAAAAAGAAUUUGGAAAUGUAGGUAAUACAAGAAAUAAGGUUGUUAUAUCUGCUCCUCCGAAGCUAAAGAAACUGGUUGAUUAUUAAAAAUGAUUUUUUAAACUGUUUUACAUAUUUGAUAUUG